This is a messenger RNA of Dictyostelium discoideum AX4, 675 nucleotides long. RefSeq lists its product as hypothetical. Gene Ontology annotation, molecular function: aspartic-type endopeptidase activity. The annotation marks the transcript as partial. Gene Ontology annotation, biological process: proteolysis. The transcript has a single exon. NCBI's taxonomy places the organism in Eukaryota, Evosea, Eumycetozoa, Dictyosteliales, Dictyosteliaceae. The record is from RefSeq and is a predicted model, not a curated record.
AUGGAUAUACCCAAUAUUAUAAUUAACUCUCAUUCCAAAGAAAAACAAUUCAAAUUAAUUCUCGAUACUGGAAGUAAUGUUAGUUUAAUAAAUAAGAGGUUGAUUUCAAAUGAGAUGAAGAAUCACGUUCACAAAACUAAAGCCAAGAUUAAAUUCCCUUUACUAGAGGUCAAAGAAGAGUUUGUUGAACAAAUCAAUAUACAAGUUAAUAAUGAAAUUUAUACCUUCUUUAUUAUAGAGUUGGAUAUCAUUGAUGUACUUUUCGGUAAUGAUAUCCUUAAGGACUCUAUCAUUAACCAAAAAGAUAAAAUUAUCAAGUUGAAUAAUAGUACAUACAAAAUUAAUUAUCAACAGUCGAAUCAAUUAUAUUGUAAUGUAAAAGCUCCAAGAAAACACGUUACCGUAUCCAAUGAUAAUCAGUCACAAUCACACAAUCUAUUAGAUGAUGACAAAGAUAUCAAAGAACAAGUUACAAAGUUUGUUGAAAGCAUUCCUUCACAGCUUUGUGAUAUACUGGCUAAAACUAAUCCAGAAGAAGAAGAGAUACAAGCAGUACAUGAUUUCAUUAAUGAUUCUUUCGAAGAUGUUAUAGUAGAUAAACUUCCUGAUAUUCCAGAUCAGAUUAACAAUUCUAUAAGAGGUAAUAUCAUACAUAAUAUCAUACAUAAUAUCAUA